UUUAGAGAGAGAGUCGCGGGUAUAAAUAGGGCAAGACCUCGUUUACCAGAUCUCGUAGCAAAGCAACUUGUAAUUUGAGCAGAAAGCUCCCCAUUUGCCAGAUCCCAUCUGCCGGAGUGAGAGAGAGAUGGCGUCUAACGGGACGAGCAAGGCCUCCGCCCCAUCAACGCCAGCGGCCGCGGAGGAUUCCGAUUCCAGCAAAUGGUCCGGUCAGGUGGCCAUGAUAACGGGGAUCACCGGCCAGGACGGCUCCUACCUGACGGAGCUGCUGCUGAGCAAGGGCUACGAGGUGCACGGCCUCAUUCGCCGCUGCUCCAACUACAAUACGCAGCGCCUCAACCACAUCUACAUCGACCCCCACAACGCCGACAAAGCCCGCAUGCGCCUUCACUACGCCGACCUCACCGACGCCUCCUCCCUCCGCCGCUGGGUAGACACAAUCCGCCCUGACGAGGUGUACAACCUCGCCGCCCAGUCCCACGUCGCCGUCUCCUUCGAGAACCCUGACUACACCGCCGAUGUCGUCGCCACCGGCGCCCUCCGCCUCCUGGAGGCUGUCCGCGCCCACAUCGUCGCCACCGGCCGCUCCGUCCGCUACUACCAGGCUGGAUCCUCCGAAAUGUUCGGUUCUACUCCUCCUCCACAAUCGGAGACCACCCCUUUCCACCCCCGCUCGCCUUAUGCUGCCUCCAAGGUCGCCGCCCAUUGGUACACCGUCAACUACCGGGAGGCCUACGGUCUUUUCGCCGUCAACGGCAUCCUCUUCAACCACGAGAGCCCCCGCCGUGGCGAGAACUUCGUCACCAGGAAGAUCACGCGCGCCGUCGGCCGGAUCAAGGAAGGUCUCCAGAAGCGUGUGUUCCUCGGCAACCUCAAGGCCUCCCGCGACUGGGGCUUCGCCGGCGAUUACGUCGAGGCCAUGUGGCUCAUGCUUCAGCAGGAACGACCCGACGACUACGUGGUCGCCACGGAAGAGUCGCACACCGUCGAGGAAUUCCUGGAGGUCGCGUUUGGCUACGUCGGGCUCAAUUGGCGCGACCAUGUGGAGAUCGACCAGAGGUACUUCCGCCCUGCGGAGGUCGACAACCUCAAGGGCGACGCCAGCAAGGCCCGACGAGAACUUGGGUGGAAGCCCAAAGUUGGAUUCGUUGAGCUCGUGAAGAAGAUGGUAGACGAAGAUUGGGAGCUUGCCAAGAGGGAGAGGGUCCUCGUUGAUGCUGGAUACAUUGACGCCCAGCAGCAGCCGUGAUCUCGCCACUGCCGCCCCCAAUUCUCUUGGCCUGAAUGCUUGCAUGUAGGCGUUCCUUGCUCUCUGCAUUUCGGACGCGAUUUGGGGGCAUUACGUUAUCUUCUGUUGACAAUUCGUAAUCGAGGAAGAGAACAAGUUGGUCUAGUUGUUGUUGGAUCUUAUUGACAGACGUACUUUUUUCGGUUUUCGUUUUGGUUGGUGAUGGAUAGUUGCACGAGAAAAACAAUGGUAAUUAUUUAGAUCUCAGGGAAUCUUGAAGUCAUCUGGUACGUUGCUGACCGGAUCUGAUGUUGGGCUUUCCGAUUUUCUCUACAUUAUCUUUUCUCUUGAAUUGUAUUCUUCCUGGUCUAAUCUGAACUGGGUUGGACCUGUUGUUUUCUUCUUUCUUUCUUCUUUCUGCUCUUGUUGGUAAAGCGUCGGUGGUGGAACUUUCAUUUGUCAUAGAUAUCUUCUAGUGAAGUUUUAUAAUUUUAAAUUACUGAAUCGAGGAUAGGUUGCUUCUAGUGAAGUUAUAUAAUUUUUAUUUACUGUAUCGAGGAUUCUGUCUUGGGGAUGAUUGGGCAGAAGGAAUUGCAGUUUCAGGGGAAAUGGGUUUGUGUUACAGAAUCCUUUUGUUAAAAAUAUAGUUGGAAAUAAAAUUCGAAUUUUUUUCUUGGUUCA
Nymphaea colorata (pocket water lily) is the source of this 1909-nucleotide messenger RNA. Its product is annotated as GDP-mannose 4,6 dehydratase 1. The coding region runs from base 128 to 1249 and encodes 373 amino acids. Gene Ontology annotation, molecular function: GDP-mannose 4,6-dehydratase activity. NCBI's taxonomy places the organism in Eukaryota, Viridiplantae, Streptophyta, Magnoliopsida, Nymphaeales, Nymphaeaceae. The record is from RefSeq and is a predicted model, not a curated record. The transcript has a single exon. Gene Ontology annotation, biological process: GDP-mannose metabolic process.